AGUUGGUGAUGGAAUGAGCUUUUCUUUGGCGGAGCUGAGUCAUCUCAGUUACCUGGACUUGAGUGGGAAUGAUUUUGGAGGAAGCCGGAUCCCUAAGUUCAUUGGAUCCUUCAAACACUUGACCUACCUCAAUCUCUCUCAUGCUGGUUUUCAAGGCAGAUGAUAUGGCAUGGACUUUUCGCCUUUCGUCACUCGAGCAUCUUGACUUGAGUAACGUGGAUCUUGGUGGAGCAAAAAACAGGGGCAUGUCGCUUUCCAUGAUACCAUUGUUAAAAGAGUUAAGUUUGUCAGGAUGUGGACUCUCCAAUGCUGAUUUUGCUCCUUUUCUAAAUUCAAGUAGGAUACUUUCCAAUAUCAAGUACCUCGAUCUUAGCAGAAAUUAUUUCAAAGGUCCACUCCCUGGAUUUUUUCUAAACAUGACAUCCCUUGUAUUCCUCGAUCUUGGCUUGAAUUUUUUCGAAGGUCCACUCCCUGGCUUUUUUCAAAAUUUGAAAUCCCUUGCAUUCCUGGAUCUUUCAGGCUUUGAUCUUAGUUUGACAUGGAACUUUGCAAGCUUGCUAAACACGAUCCCCUCGUUAUCAGAGCUGCAUUUGUCACGUUGUGGGCUCCAUAACACGCUUCUAUCUCCCCCUUAUCUUAAUUCCAGUACCCUUUCUAACAUCCGACACCUAGAUCUUAGCUCCAAUUCAAUUGGAGGCGUAUUUCCAUCUUAUUUAAAAAACAUGAGUUCCCUAAGAGUCCUUGACCUUUCAGAAAACUCGCUGACUUCAUUGGAUUCUAAUAUGCCUAACCUUCUGGAGCUUGAUCUUUCUUCCAACAAGUUUAAGCAGUUUGAGCAUGUUGGAAUCUGGAGACACUGUCACCUAAAAAAAUUUAGUGUGUCAAACAAUUAUUUUACUAUAGAAAUUAGCGACACAUCAAAAAAUGGAUCGGAAUGCUCAGAAUACGCUUUGGAGAGGUUGGAAAUAGUGAUGAGUUUGCAUGGUAGAAUUCCAGAAGCAGUUGGAAGACUAGCGAAUUUAAGAGAGAUAGAUCUAUCGUUCAACGGGUUGACAGGUCCAAUCCCCAAAUCUUUAAGAAAAUUAAUAUUUUUAGAAGUACUAGAUCUAUCUUAUAACGCGCUAACCGGUCCCAUUCCAACAUUCAUUGGGAAUCUUACCACACUCCAACUUUCUUUUAAUCAACUGAAUGGUUCAAUUCCAGAAUCCUUUGGAAAUCUAUCAGCUCUAACAUAUUUGGAUCUACGUUUCAAUCGGUUAACAGGCCCCAUCCCAACAUCAUUAGGAAGGCUUGUUUCAUUACAACAAGUUAUGUUGUUUUCAAAUAUGUUAAAUGGUUCAAUUCCAGAAUCCUUUGGAAAUCUAUCAGCUCUAACAUAUUUGGAUCUACAUUUCAAUCGGUUAACAGGUCCCAUCCCAGCAUCUCUAGGAAGACUUGUUUCAUUACAAGAAAUCAUCCUUUCCUUUAAUGAACUGAGUGGUUCAAUUCCAGAAUCCUUUGGAAAACUACCAGCUUUGAUAUAUUUGAAUUUGAGAUCCAAUCAGUUAACAGGUCCCAUCCCAGCAUCCUUGGGUGGACUUGUUACAGUACAAGCAAUUUGGCUGUCUUCAAAUAUGUUAAAUGGGACUAUUCCUGUUUCAAUUGGGCAACUUGCUAAACUCCAAUACCUAGAUUUGUCUAGCAAUUCUUUAGAAGGAGUAGUUUUUGAAGACCACUUUGCCAACCUUUCAAUGUUGAAGCAAUUGGAUAUUUCUUCCAACAUUAGGUUGGCGUUCAAUGUUUCACGUGAGUGGAUACCUUCAUUUCAGUUGGUUUCUCUUCAACUUAGUUCUUGCAAUAUUGGAAAUGAAUUUCCACAGUGGCUUCGAUACCAAAGGAAACUUGCAAGAUUAGCAUUGUCUAAUACUACAAUUUCGGGACCUCUGCCCACAUGGUUGCAGAAGAUGCCCAUCAUUCCUUUCUUGGAUCUUUCUCACAACAAACUCAAAGGACCAUUGACAAACCUUCCCAACGGUGGAAAUGUUAAUGUAAAUAGAUAUGAUUACAUGUCAAUGUUCCUGGAAAAUUACCUUUUCACCGAGUCAAUUCCAAGGUCACAAGUCAUGAAAAAUGACAUUUUCACUGCAUCCAUUCGAAGGUCACUGUUCCUGGAAAACAACCUUUUCAUUGGGUCGAUUCCAAAGUCAUUAUGUAGAAGGACGCAUUUGGAAUAUCUUGAUCUUUCCAGAAAUAGGUUAACCGGGAAAAUUCCCAAAUGCCUUGGGAAUCUUCAAGAGUUGCAUACCAUGAUAUUUAGUUCAAAUCACCUUUCUGGUGUCGUUCCGAGUUCCUUAGGUCUUUGUUCAUCAUUAUACCGGUUAAAAUUGAAUGGCAAUAACUUUACUGGUGAACCUCCUUCAGAAUUGUGGAAUUUACAAAACCUAGAAGUCUUGGAUUUGGGUAAUAAUAUAUUUUGUGGAAGUAUACCUGAGUGGAAUGGAGAAAGCCUUACAAAUUUAAUGGUUUUAAGGUUACACAAAAAUAACUUCACUGGUCGAAUUCCACAAUCUUUGUGCAAAUCUUCAAAUCUUCAGAUUUUGGAUGUUGCAUACAACAACUUGAUGGGAAGCAUACCUGAUUGUCUAGGAGAGUUAUAUGCCAUGCUAUCUGGUAAUACUGGCCUAGACUAUCGGCGAUCUGCAGAUAAUGUGAUUCAAGUCCUGAAUGGUGUUGAUCGUGAAUACACAAAAACGUGGGAUCUACUUUUUAACAUGGACCUUUCAAGCAAUAAACUUUCAGGAGAAAUACCGAUCAAGCUAACAGCACUUGCCAUGUUGAUGGGUCUCAACCUGUCUAAUAAUCAUCUCAGUGGGAGUAUUCCAUAUAACAUUGGAAACAUGAAGAAGUUGUUUUCUCUCGAUUUAUCUGGAAACAAGUUGACCGGGAUGAUCCCUGCAAGCAUGGCAGCUUUGACUUUUUUGAGCCAUUUGAAUUUGUCACACAACAACUUGUCGGGACCCAUUCCAACAGGAAAUCAGUUGCAGACCCUGGAUGAUCCAUCAAUAUAUACAGGAAACAAAGAUCUAUGUGGAGCUCCAUUGCCAAAUAAUUGCUCCGUUCAUGAAGACCCAACAACAACGCGCCAAAAGAAACACGAAGCAGUUGAUGAGCUGGAGAACGAAUGGUUGUUUUACGUGGACAUAAUGAGUGGUUUUGUGACAGGGUUUUGGGGUGUUAUUGGAGUUUUGUUGUUCAAGAAGGAGUGGAGAUGGAAGCUUUUCAGGUUUGCUGAGGAAACAAUGGACAAGAUAAACGUUGCCUUCAUGAUAAGAGUUGCCAUGAUGAAGAGAGGAAGAUAAGCUGCAUAGAUCCUCCAGAAUGCAAGUUGUUCUUGAGUAUGUAUUUUCAAUGAUUGUUUGGUAUGUAAUACUGCUUUAUUUAUACUACUAUUUGGAUUUUAUA
Messenger RNA from Lactuca sativa (garden lettuce), 3441 nucleotides. RefSeq lists its product as uncharacterized. NCBI's taxonomy places the organism in Eukaryota, Viridiplantae, Streptophyta, Magnoliopsida, Asterales, Asteraceae. Gene Ontology annotation, molecular function: protein binding. The record is from RefSeq and is a predicted model, not a curated record.